UAAAUAUCAAGUGCAGACCACGAGUAAUUCACCAAUAGGCGCUCUCAGAUAUAAACCAAAACAAUUGCGUUAUCAACAUCGCAAUGCGCCUCCUUCCUCAACAUUCACUGGCGAAUUUAUUUAUUAUUGUGUGGUAAGUAAAACAUAACCGUCCCCUCUAGCAGAACAAUGGUGGUUGUGGUCCAGGAACCUAUUGAGGAAUCGGAGCCUAUGAUUAAGGCCGAAACAAGUCUCCACGAUUUGAAUUGCACAAAUUCGUACUCGGGGAAGGCCUACAAAAACAUAACCAGCUCAAUAAAGGUGAAUCUGCUCCCAAUAAGAUCGCCGAAGACGGCCAUAGAACUUCUAUCAACCGGCGUUCGCUUACAAAACAUGCCACUAGUAAAACAAUGUAUUGAAAAUCUCGAUCACCAAUUAGAUAAGACUAACGUUCUUAUGAUAUACUCGAGCUUAUCCAAAUGCAAAAUGCCAACAAGCAACAAAUACGAUUUCGAACCAUCGGCGCCUCCCAUAAUCGAAAACGAAACACAUCGCGACACGGACUGGGUGCAGGAAUUAACCGACAGCUUACGUCACAAUUGCUUACUAGUGAUAGAUAAGAACGCCGAUUACGUCCUCAAACAGAAGGAAAUACUCGAACUAUCAUAUCUGGACCUAAUCAACAUCGCCGAGAGAGACACUCUGCAAGUGACCGACGAAAUGUCGAUUUACAGCGUCAUCCACCGUUGGGCGAUCGAGGAGUGUCUUCGUUGUACACUCAACACUCACCUUUCGAACUUGAAAGCCGUGCUGAGACAACUGUUCUACACUCCACGUUACGGUUUAAUGUCAAAAGCGAAAUUCAUGACGAGAACUGUGGAUAACGUAAAGGGUCCUUCGCGCAGCGGAAUUUUGGAGGAGAAAGAGUGGCGACUCAUUAAAUUUUACAUCAAGGAGAAAAGCAAAAAGAGGUCAGUUGAGGAGCUGCUACACAAAUGGUCCCGGCCGAGGACAAUUGGGAACGAAAAGCCAAAAGUGUUGAGCCGAAGAAGUUCUUCGCGACACGCUGGUAACACAAGUUCGAAUACCUCAACAACAAACCGCCACAGUAACACAACUUACGAAAAAUGUUUACUUAAUUUUUUAACAUGUUGGACUGCAAUUUUCGACUGAACUUUUCCUUCUUCGAUAAACCUCUGGGAACUGAUAUGUACCUCUAAGAAUAUUAACGUUGUGAUUUUUACCUUUUAUACCUACUAGAUAUAGUAUUUAUUUGUUAAUGAUUGUUUUGCCAUAUUUUUAUUACUUUUUUAAUGAUUAAUAUAUUAUUAUAUAUUAUAUUUUUUGUGCAAGUCUGUAAUUUGUUAUAUUAAAAGCUUUUAUUUUGUA
This is a messenger RNA of Photinus pyralis (common eastern firefly), 1368 nucleotides long. RefSeq lists its product as uncharacterized. Bases 169 to 1152 code for a protein of 327 amino acids. Lineage: Eukaryota; Metazoa; Arthropoda; Insecta; Coleoptera; Lampyridae. The record is from RefSeq and is a predicted model, not a curated record. Gene Ontology annotation, cellular component: cytosol. Gene Ontology annotation, biological process: neurogenesis. The transcript is spliced from 2 exons.